Diplodia corticola is the source of this 996-nucleotide messenger RNA. RefSeq names its product serine threonine protein kinase. The record is from RefSeq and is a predicted model, not a curated record. Gene Ontology annotation, biological process: protein phosphorylation. Gene Ontology annotation, molecular function: ATP binding; protein serine/threonine kinase activity. Gene Ontology annotation, cellular component: cytoplasm. The transcript has a single exon. Bases 1 to 996 code for a protein of 331 amino acids. Lineage: Eukaryota; Fungi; Ascomycota; Dothideomycetes; Botryosphaeriales; Botryosphaeriaceae.
AUGGAUCUUCUUCCGCCGCUUGACGCGGAACUCAAUUGGUCUGGGCGAGGCCAACACGCGGAGUUCAAAAGACUGGAGCGGAUUCCUCUCCAUGUGGAGAAGGCCCUGGGGCAUGGGGGCUCGGCUCUUGUGGAGAGCGUACUUUGCAGACGAAUACGAUUGGCUCGUAAAAGAGUCAGGUGCAACUGGCGGCUGAAGAGGGAGGAUGCCAUCAAAGAAGUUGCUCAUUUGCACCGCGCUCAACACGCACACAUUGUACGAAUCGUCGGGACCUACAUUGUGGAGAAGAGCAAAGACCUCUUCAUACUAAUGUACCCUGCCGCCGAGUACCACCUGAAUGACUUCAUAGACGGAGAACUCGACCCUGUCUUUCCGAUGACCCUUGUCUCUUUCAUCCCGUGCUUAGCCAGCACCUUGGAAUUCCUCCAUGAGAAGCACCACAUCAAGCACAUGGACAUCAAACCAGAGAACAUACUUGUUCGAGACAUCAGGAACACCACGGUACAGAGCCGAAACCGUCCGUACAAAGUAUAUCUUGCCGACUUCGGAAUAUCACGCUCAUACGCAUCUCUUGAGGAAUCCGAAACCAACUCAGCCACCAGCUUCACUCCUCUCUACGCGGCACCAGAAGUAGCCAGUCAGGACACUCGCGGCUUCAAGGCCGAUGUCUCCGCACUUGGGUGCGUAUUUGCGGAAAUGGUGGCCGCCGUGUAUUCCCUCCGAGACGAGCUUGCAGACAUCAGGGAGAAGAGCGGACGUCACGCGUUCCACGCCAACAUUUCCGCCGUUCAGCAGUUUCUACACAUUUCUUUUCACGACGCUGGACUCUUUUUCCAUGAGCGAACUUUCCUGUACAUUCGCAGGAUGAUCAGUGGUCAACCCGAUGACAGACCGAGCGCCGCGGAUGUAAAAGACUUUCUGGCCCGCGAUGGGCUCGUUUGCAAGGACGAAUCUCCCGACGCUUUCGAGGUAGCACAGCCGCUGUCUGAAUACUGA